AUGGCGCUGCUGAUGGAGCCCGGCGCUGAGCCCCUGACUGAGAGCGAGCAGGCCGACCUGGCCGGCAUCGCCGCCAUCAAGGAGUCGGCGGCGCGCGAAUUCAAGGAGCAGGGGAACCAGUUCGUCCGGAUGGGCCGGAAGCACUACGCCGAGGCGGUCUCCUGCUACACGAAGGCCAUCGCCCAGAUGGAGCCCCUCUCCUCCCUCGAUGCAUCUGCCGCCGCUGACGCCUCCGUUCUCUUCGCCAACCGAGCACACGUCAACCUCCUUCUCGGCAACCACCGACGGGCCCUCGACGAAGCCGAGCAGGCCAUCCGCCUCUCUCCCUCCAGCGUCAAGAUAACCGCUCCUUCUUUUUUAGAUCUUGCUGCUGCUAUGGAAAUGAGAGGGGUGAAGCUUGGGAAGGCAGCCUAUCAAGAGCUGACAGGGGUAAAGAAGCCAAAGCUGGAUGAGCAGGGCGUGCUCCACUGGCCUGUUCUUCUGCUCUACCCAGAGGCCAUGUCGAGUGACUUCAUUGAGGAUUUUCCAGAUACAGAUACUUUCUCGCCCCACCUUGAUAUCGGGCUUUCAAGCCGCGUCCGAGCGCUCAUGGACGGAUUCGAAGGCAACGGCGGCGGGUAUGGAAACGACGACGGCACCCGCGAUUUCUUCUCCCAACCGGAGCACUCGUCGGCUUUCAACCUCUACUCCGACCCGCCGGCGCAGUUCCCUAGCUCAAGCUCCAUCAACGCUCAACGGGCCGGCCUCUCCUCCCUCGAUCUCAACUCCAACGGCGAGGCUUGGCCCGGAAUGGGGAGGUACGAGAACCUCCUACGCUACGGCCAGGACGAAGCAGAUGGCGAGGGCGGCUUCUCCCCCUCUCCCGUGCGCGUCUGUGCCUCCGGGCGUACCCUUGGCGUUUGGACGGCUCGAUCCGGCGGCGGAGGAGGCGGCAUGGCCGGCCACGCGGGCCUCAACUCCGGCGCUCCGCGUGCCCCACGGCCGCCUCCACUCUCCGGCAGCGGCACGCGUGGAUCUUCGUCCACCGCACCUUCUGGAUCGGUUCCCGUCGUGGUCGCCGGUCCCAUUCUCCGGCAACUCAUCCGGCAGCCAUGGCGGAUGACAACUUCAACGUGGAAAUCUGUCAUCUUUUAUUAUGGGCAAAUCUGUCAUCUUUUGUUACAGCUCAAAAGUUUUCAGAAUUGGGUUUUCACCUUGAAAACAUUUCGCAGAAAGUUUUCAACCCAUUUCGCAUCUAAACACCACCGAAUUGUAUUAUCAGUUCCUAUUGGUGACACCCUGAAAAAUGGAAACCAUGGCAUCACAUUACCCUUUAUUGCUUUGAAAUUAAAACAUCUGAUGAUAAUUGAAGAGACAUCGGCAACUUCAGAUUUCAAACCUAUCGCAGAGAUUGUUGUUAUCACCAUCUAG
Miscanthus lutarioriparius is the source of this 1410-nucleotide messenger RNA. The record is from the annotation of a GenBank genome assembly. NCBI's taxonomy places the organism in Eukaryota, Viridiplantae, Streptophyta, Magnoliopsida, Poales, Poaceae.